Molecule: messenger RNA, 972 nt
Organism: Tinamus guttatus (white-throated tinamou)
Lineage: Eukaryota; Metazoa; Chordata; Aves; Tinamiformes; Tinamidae
Source: RefSeq, a predicted model, not a curated record
AUGGCUGCCUGUGAGCAGGGGCCAGACCAGAGCUGCAUCUGGUGUGGGGAGGCUCCCUUCAAUCUGUUGACUUUGGGGUUGUUUUGCAGCUUGUUCUUCGAGCCCGUCACGACGCCGUGUGGUCACACGUUCUGCAAGGAGUGCCUGGAGCGCUGCCUGGACCACAGGCCCAACUGCCCCCUCUGCAAGCAGAGCCUGAGGGAGUACCUCAGGGCUGGCAGUUACAAGCCCACGGUGCUGCUGCAGGAGAUCAUGCUGGCCGCCUUCCCCGCGCAGCUGGCCGAGCGCAGCGCGCUGCACCAGGCCGAGAUGGCUGAGCUCUCCAAUCUGACCAAGAACAUCCCCAUCUUCGUGUGCACCAUGUCCUUCCCGGGCGUCUCGUGCCCUCUGCACGUCUUCGAGCCCCGCUACCGCCUCAUGAUGCGGCGCUGCCAGGAGACCGGCACCAGGAGGUUUGGCAUGUGCGUCUAUGAGAAUGGAAAGAGCUUUGCUGACUAUGGCUGCAUGCUGGAGAUUCAGCAGAUUGAGUUUCUGGCAGAUGGAAGAUCCCUGGUGGAUGCGAUAGGGAGGCGGCGGUUCCGGGUGCUGAGACGGGGCCACAGGGAUGGCUACGACACGGCCGAUAUUGAGUAUCUGGAGGACAAGAAGGUGGACGGGGAGGAGCUGGAGGAGCUGCAGCGCCUGCAUGAGAGCACCUACCGUUUGGCGCAGAGGUUUUGUGAGCAGGGAGAUGGUGCCUCUAGACACACUUUGGUGCAGCACGGAUCCCUGCCAGAGAAGGAGGAGGACAUCCAGGGUUCUGCUGAUGGACCCGCGUGGUGCUGGUGGCUCCUGUCCGUGCUGCCCCUCGACCCGUCCCACCAGCUGCUGCUCUUCUCCAUCACGUCGGUGCGGGCCCGGCUGCGCCUGGCCCAGCGGCAGCGCGUCCUCACGGCGCUGCUGCCCCUGCCCGGCCCCCCCGGCCAGCCCUGA